GGGGAGGGAGGCGCCAGCGUCGCCCCCGGGCCGCCGCCGCGAUCGUAGCGGGGCCGCAGCGGAGCCGGAGCCGGAGCCGGAGCCGGAGGAGCAGCGGAGAGGCGGCACACGGACUUGUCCCCACCGGGCCGAGGGGAGCGAGCCGCCGCCUGCCAGCCCGGCUGGCGGGCAAGGGAGGGAAGGGGGGAAGAAAAGAUAAACUAAACGCCAGACAACCCCCGGCGUCUGAUCCCGCCUGCUUUUUGUCCUUUUUUUUUUUUUUUUUUAAUUUUCCUUUUUUUUUUUAAUUUUUCUGAAAAAAAAAUUAUUGCAGUCUUUUUGUCAAAUUGUGCCGCGCGUGGAGUUGUUUUCCGCACACCCCUGACAAACAAAGGAAAAAGGGGGAGGGGGACCGCGCUUCGCAGAAGACAUGCGUUCAGUCAGGAAGAGGUGGACUGUGUGCACCAUAAGUCUCCUCCUCAUCUUCUACAAGACGAAAGAAAUAGCGCGGACCGAGGAGCGCCAGGAGGCACCGCUCGCCGGAGAUGGUGAGCUGAGUUUGAGUAGAUCAAUGAUCAAUAGCUCUGAUAAGAUAAUCCGAAAGGGUGGCUCUGCUAUCUUCCAGCAUUCUGUAGAAGGUUGGAAAAUCAAUUCUUCUUUGGUACUGGAGAUAAGAAAGAGUAUACUUCGAUUCUUGGAUGCUGAAAGAGAUGUCUCAGUGGUCAAAAGCAGCUUCAAGCCUGGAGAUGUAAUCCAUUAUGUACUGGACAGGCGUCGCACCCUAAAUAUUUCACAGAAUUUGCACAGCCUUCUCCCUGAGGUUUCCCCAAUGAAGAAUCGCCGAUUUAAAACCUGUGCAGUUGUUGGAAAUUCUGGCAUCCUUCUGGACAGUGGGUGUGGAAAAGAGAUUGAUAGCCAUGACUUUGUAAUAAGGUGCAAUCUAGCUCCUGUGGUGGAGUUUGCUGCAGACGUGGGAACUAAAUCUGAUUUUAUUACCAUGAACCCAUCAGUUGUACAAAGAGCAUUUGGAGGCUUUCGGAAUGAGAGUGACAGAGAAAAAUUUGUGCAUAGACUAUCCAUGCUGAAUGACAGUGUCCUUUGGAUCCCUGCUUUCAUGGUCAAAGGCGGAGAGAAGCAUGUGGAGUGGGUUAAUGCACUAAUCCUUAAGAAUAAAUUGAAAGUGCGAACCGCCUAUCCAUCACUGAGACUUAUUCAUGCUGUCAGAGGCUAUUGGCUGACGAACAAGGUCCACAUCAAACGACCCAGCACUGGUCUCCUCAUGUAUACGCUUGCCACCAGAUUUUGUGAUGAAAUUCACCUGUAUGGAUUUUGGCCAUUCCCGAAGGAUUUACAUGGAAAACCAGUCAAAUAUCAUUAUUAUGAUGAUCUGAAGUAUCGGUACUUUUCUAAUGCCAGUCCUCACAGGAUGCCAUUAGAGUUUAAAACGUUAUAUGUAUUACAUAAUAGAGGAGCACUUAAAUUAACAACAGGGAAAUGUGUACAGCAAUAAAGCACAUACAAAGUACAGUAAGAAGUACAGAAGAUGCACUUCAUCAUAAAGGUGUUGUGGAAUGGCAAUGGGAUCCCAGUGAGGAUAUGUUUCAAUACCCGCUAAGCCAUUGGAAAAAGGAAUUUUAUCAGAAGUACAUAACCAGCUAUUAUACCUGUAAAGUGCUAUAAAACUAAGUUAUCUUGACUGCAAGGGUUCAAGUAAGUGCCACUUUCACUAAGAACAAAGCCUGAAUGUAUACUCAGUAGUGUUUACAGAAUCCAGUGAUACAUUCAUCAUGAAUUAAAGAAGAAAAAUAUAGCCUGCUUACUGCUGACUUGCCACUGUGGUCAGACAGCCCACAGAAGAAAUCCCCUGUGGAUCGAAUAUUCUCUUGAGCAAAUAAACUAGGCUUUUGCAGAAAAAGAAAAAAAAAUCAUGAUGGGAUUGAGUAGAGAAAGUGAAGUCCAUAAGAUCAAACAGAUAAGUAAAUGCCUUCAGUCAGGGGACUGUUUCUGAUCUUGUAUUAUAACCUCAGCUUUUGUUGCUGUUUUUCUUAUUCCUGUUGGUUGGAUUUUGUUGUUUUUGAGUAUUUGAAUCCUUAAACGGUUUUGAGGAUGUUAUGAAUAAUUAAAAGUAAAUAUCUUA
Messenger RNA from Cygnus atratus (black swan), 2116 nucleotides. It is a transcript of the gene ST8SIA4, whose product is annotated as ST8 alpha-N-acetyl-neuraminide alpha-2,8-sialyltransferase 4. The coding region runs from base 410 to 1489 and encodes 359 amino acids. The record is from RefSeq and is a predicted model, not a curated record. Gene Ontology annotation, biological process: oligosaccharide metabolic process; N-glycan processing. The transcript is spliced from 5 exons. Lineage: Eukaryota; Metazoa; Chordata; Aves; Anseriformes; Anatidae. Gene Ontology annotation, molecular function: alpha-N-acetylneuraminate alpha-2,8-sialyltransferase activity.